Ilyonectria robusta is the source of this 807-nucleotide messenger RNA. Its product is annotated as heterokaryon incompatibility protein-domain-containing protein. Lineage: Eukaryota; Fungi; Ascomycota; Sordariomycetes; Hypocreales; Nectriaceae. The transcript has a single exon. The record is from RefSeq and is a predicted model, not a curated record. The annotation marks the transcript as partial.
AUGAGACUCAUCAACGCACGUACCUUGAGGCUUGAAAGCUUCCACGACCCAGUGCAAAAGCCCUACGCAAUUUUAUCACACACAUGGGAAGGCGACGAGGUGACCUUUGAAGAUAUGAAAGACCUCACCGUCGCUCGAAAUAAGACGGCCAGCUUCUCUAAGAUUAAGGCAACUUGUCGAACAGCCCUUGGCCAAGGUCUUGACUACGUCUGGGUGGACACUUGCUGCAUUGACAAGUCUUCCAGCGCCGAACUCUCGGAAGCCAUCAACUCGAUGUUUCGCUGGUAUAAGAAUGCUGCCUAUUGCCUAGCGUUUCUCUCGGAUCUACCAAACAGAAAUCUAUCAUCGACGCAGGAUGGUUUAAGAAAUUGUCGUUGGCUUUCGAGAGGAUGGACCCUCCAAGAGCUUAUCGCGCCAGCUGAUGUUGUCUUCUAUGAUGCCGAUUGGAACCCUCUGGGGACGAAGAAUGAUACUGCGGAAGAGCUCGAAGCCAUCACCGGUAUUGACCAGGAUGUGCUGAAAGGGCACAUGUCCUUGGAAGCAAUCUCAUUAGCGAAACGAAUGUCUUGGGCUGCUCAGCGACAGACAACCCGUGUUGAAGACAUGGCUUAUUGCCUGCUGGGUAUAUUCGAUGUGAAUAUGCCCAUGCUCUAUGGUGAAGGGUGCCGGGCAUUUGCUAGGCUACAGGAAGAAAUUCUGAAGAAAACUACGGAUCUGUCACUCUUCGCAUGGAUAGCAAAAGACGACUCAGAAUAUCACGGGAUACUGGCGGAAAGUCCCGCCGACUUUUCCCAAUGCGGCAGAAUU